CCUUAUGCCCAAGAUUACACACUGAUUUCCAAAAUCCAAAUUCUCUCGCUGAUUUCAGUUGAAUUCCCAAAAGAAAAUACAGAAAAGAUUAAUCACGUACUGGAUUAUGCGGAAGAAGACGCAGGAAGCUAAUGGAGAUGAGGAGAAGAAAUUGAAAGUGAAGAAAGGGUGGGUUGGAGUAAGAGUUGGGACGGAGGGAGACGACGGAGGAUUUCACAGAUUUGAAAUUCCGAUCUCGCAUCUCCACCAUCCUCUCUUCAAGCCGCUACUGGAUAAAGCUCAUGAGGUAUACGGCUACCACACCGCCGGUCCUCUGAAACUGCCGUCUUCCGUCGACGAUUUCCUUGAUCUCCGGUGGAUGAUUGAGAAGGAAUCCAAUCAACAUCAUCAAUCUCAUCAUCGCCACCACCACCGUUACCUCUCUCGUGCUUUGUCCUUCAACAAUUGCUGAUCAUCAUCUAGAUAUUUGUAGAUACUCAUGUAUGUAUAUGUAUCUCGAUACGUAUAUAUAUAUAUAUCACUCAACCAUGUAGUUAAAUGGUUGAUUCCCGGCA
This is a messenger RNA of Carica papaya (papaya), 554 nucleotides long. Its product is annotated as indole-3-acetic acid-induced protein ARG7-like. Lineage: Eukaryota; Viridiplantae; Streptophyta; Magnoliopsida; Brassicales; Caricaceae. Gene Ontology annotation, biological process: response to auxin. The record is from RefSeq and is a predicted model, not a curated record.